UAACCGGAGGAACAGUCUAAUCAUCUCUGUAAUCUUUAAAAAUAGUCUUGGUGAAGUUACACGGGUUUUUAAGGGUGUUUUUACGGUAUUAAGACAGAUUAACAAGAUUUCUUCACUAUUAACCGGAGGAACAGUCUAAUCAUCUCUGUAAUCUUUAAAAAUAGUCUUGGUGAAGUUACACGGGUUUUUAAGGGUGUUUUUAUGGUAUUAAGACAGAUUAACAAGAUUUCUUCACUAUUAACCGGAGGAACAGUUUUGAGAACCCGAGUAGUCAUCUCUCUAGCCUUUAAAAAUAGUUUUGGUGAAGUUACACGGGUUUUUAAGGGUCUUUUUACGGUAUUAAGACAGAUUAACAUGAUUUCUACAUUAUUAACCGGAGCAACAGUCUUGAGAACCCGAGUAGUCAUCUCCAUAGUCUUGGAAAAUAGUCUUACACGGGUUUUUAAGGGUGUUUUUACGGUAUUAGCGACAGAUUAACAAGAUUCCCACAUCAUUAACCGGAGCAACAGUCUUGAGAACCCGGGUAGUCAUCUCAGUGGCCUUGGAAAACAUUAGUGGCGAGAGAGCGAGGCGUUUCAGAACACGACCAGUCAAUCUCGAGUCUCGCCUGCCGCGGUCCAAGCCAGGGUGGGAUGAGGGAAGCGGACGCGACUCUCCCCAAGACGAUCAUUUUGCCUCACCAACUUCGGGGUCGGUGCGGCGUGAACCAGCUGGGGGGUCACUACGCCAACGGCCGCCCGCUGCCCGCCGUCACCCGCUGGCGCAUCCUGCAGCUGGCGCUUCUCGGUUACCGCCCCUGUGACAUCUCCAGGCAUUUGCUGGUGUCCCAUGGCUGCGUGUCCAAGAUUCUGGCGCGCUUCGCCGAGACUGGCUCCAUCCUGCCGGGCGCCAUAGGCGGCAGCAAGCCCCGCGUGUCCACGCCGGCAGUGGUGGCCACCAUCAGGCAGUACAAGCGGCAGAACCCCGCCAUGUUUGCCUGGGAGAUCCGCUCCAAGCUGGCCAGGGACGGCAUCUGCCCCCACGCCCACCUGCCCUCCAUUUCCUCCAUCAACCGCAUCCUGCGCGCCACGCACCCACACCUGCCUGAGGGGCGAGGCAUGCCUGGCGACAACCUUCCACUUGCCUCCUCCAGCCUGCCCUGCGUGUCUCCUCCCUCCACCAGCGGCCCUGCAGACUCCUUCCCUCCCCCCGCCGUGCCUCAGGCCUGCCUCACCACCACCUCGCCGCCAGCGCGUCUUGCCACAGACGCGGCACUCUCUCCCUCACGAGAGGCACAGCGGGGCAGCGGCGACUCAGCCACCUCCACUACUGACGCCGCCACAGGCCCGUCCCCUCCCUGCCUGCUGCACCUCCCCGGCAGCAGUGGCGGCCAGGCGUGGACAGGGGAACACCUCGUGGCUGCUGCAGGAGGGUUCAGCGGCGCCCUGCACUCCGCAGCGGCGCGCUAUUCAGAUCACCGCGUGGGUUUCCUGAGCGGACAGCUGCGCCCGCUGCCGCUGUCUGCACUCAAAUUUGACGCCUUUGGGGGAAGUCCCGGGUGUGUGGAGGGAGGCAGCGAGUCCCCACACGCCGCUCUCACCGCUAAGGGACCCCCACCACCCCCCGGCCUUCACAGCAUCCUGCAGUCCUCUUAUCCCUUCAGAUUCCCAAAAACUCCGCCAGACACCAUCUUCCCGUUGCCGCUCACCUGCCCUGCGCCGCCCACCCAGCCUCACCACACCUUCCCUAGCACAGAUCCUCCCUCACUUCCUAACUCAAGCCACCGCCUGCAUCUCGCGCCCCACGCCUCGCCACUAGUGCUCCAAGACAUCAGUUUGAUAGGCAGCCCACGGAGAACACUUCAGGAUGGCCCGCCCCUGCCAGACCCGCCAGCACCUGACAUGCCUGCGGAGUCUGGCGUCGGUGUCGGCACGCGAAGGCGUAGCGUGAUGGCCUUUACUGAAAAACUUUCCUUCAAGCCCUGUACCGUCCCCUGCAAAAGGAAAGUGAGCUUAGAGGCGCCAGACGCUGCUCCUUGGCCACACGUCACUUCCGUCUCCUCACCAGCUGAUUUGUCAGAGGAAACUAUCAGCUUGCCCUCCCUCACUGCAACAGCUGAGCCGCAAAGACCAACACCCGGCCAUCCCAGUCCCAAGCCUCGCAUCUGCCUCAGGAUCAAGAGGUGCAAGGUGCAGAGGGACACGGAGGGCGAAAAAGAACAAAGUGACAGGAAGGACGUGAAGGUUGAGAAGAGCUUGGCGGAGUACGGCGUGGAGAGGCUGAGUGUAAGUUUGAGUCCCGCGGAGGUUGGUUCUCAUCCUAUCGCUGACAGGAUGAGAACCAACACUCCCCAUGAACUCCCAGACAACCACCUACAACCAAACAGUUUCCCAGGGAUUGUCACGUGUCCCGUGAGUCAACACGAGACCAGGGCGCUGAAAAGUACAUCCCUGCCGCAGUGCGAGGGCGUGAGGGAGCGCCCCGCCCCUACCAGUCCUCAGGGGGCGAUCAAGCCAGUGGGGAGUGGAGUGGGGGAAGACAAGCAUGACAAGUCACCACCACCAUCACCAUCACCACUGUUUACUUCGGCAGGAGAGAGGAAAGACCUGAAGUUGAGUCAUCAGGUCUGUGUACAGGGCCUUCACACAAGUGACCGAGGCUCCUCCCCCAGCACCGCCGUAGAAAUCAACACUGAGGGGCGGGAACACGUGUCAGGCAGCCGCUGGGGACACCUCAGAGUAACCAACGAGGAUUCUGACCGUAAUACACACGCCGCAGGUGGAAGUGACAUGAGACGCGUGUGUGAUGCCGCAAUGACAGCUGGGAAGCAAGAGUUAGCCAGAGACGCGACUUUGAAAACACUGAGUAACAUCGCACAGCGGCGACCAGACUCUGAGACUUGUAAUAAAGCAGCUAACGAGAAUUUGGACCACAGUGCACCUGCUACAGAUGGAAGUGACGUGAGGCGCGUGUGUGAAGCCGCAAUGACACACAGGAAGCACGAAUUAGCCAGAGACGCGACCUCGAAAGCACAGAGUAACACUGCACAGCGGCGACCAAUCACUGAGGUGCGUAGCAGAGGUAACCUGAGUGACAAAGAGCAGCAGUGGGGCGCCUCACUCCUGGUCAGAGCCUGCAGCUGCCGCACCAGGGUCAUUCGUGAAGGUAAGACAAGAUUUGAAAUUGCGACAGAGCAGAGGGACAAAGUUUCAGCCACGCACGCCCCGCCUUGCUUGGAGACACACGUCACACACCACCGCGGAGUGCGAGACUGCAGGAAAAACGUCUUGAACUCCGAAAAUUGUGCUAGAAAAUCUGACGCACUAGUGGCCGCGGUAACUAAAAGAAACGGCUUGGAAAUUCAACAUGUUUCCGCAGUUUCUGAACGUGGCAAAGAUGGUGGUGGUGGUGGUGACAAGCCAGGUGCUGGGGUGACCAGUGCUUCAAACAGGCCUCACACAUUCAUGAUUAGGGACAUACUGGCUUGAGUGUUGCAGUGGAAAAUAACAAUAUCAGAUUACAAUGUCAGACUGUAAUUAGACUUUACAUAUGAACUCUCCUAUGCCCUCCUUUACCUGUCCUUACCUGUCUACCUGUCAUCACUGCAUUCACUAUUGUACAGUGCUCACAAAGAAAUAAAUAAGAAUAACCUCCAA
Messenger RNA from Scylla paramamosain (green mud crab), 3635 nucleotides. RefSeq names its product paired box protein Pax-9-like. Gene Ontology annotation, molecular function: DNA binding. The coding region runs from base 633 to 3467 and encodes 944 amino acids. The transcript is spliced from 3 exons. The record is from RefSeq and is a predicted model, not a curated record. NCBI's taxonomy places the organism in Eukaryota, Metazoa, Arthropoda, Malacostraca, Decapoda, Portunidae. Gene Ontology annotation, biological process: regulation of DNA-templated transcription.